AUGGGUAACAAAUCAUCUCUCUUGUUGCGUGAGGAAGAAAUUGCCCAAAUUCACGAAGAAACAGGAUUUACUCCCAACCAAAUUGAACGACUGUACUCGCGUUUUACUUCGCUUGAUCGUAACGAUUGCGGUACACUUUCGCGGGAAGAUUUCCUGCGCAUUCCGGAGCUGGCCAUCAAUCCGCUGUGCGAGCGCAUCGUCCACUCGUUCUUUGCCGAUAGCAACGAUGAUCGUGUCAACUUCCGUCAGUUCACCCGUGUCCUUGCACACUUCCGACCGAUCAAGCCCAACAAGGAAAAUCGACUGAACAGUCGCGAAGAGAAGCUGCGCUUUGCGUUCAAGAUGUACGACCUGGAUGAUGAUGAAACGAUCUCGCGCGACGAGCUUCUCAACAUCCUGCAGAUGAUGGUAGGGGCGAACAUUAGCCAGGAUCAGUUGAACAGCAUCGCCGAGCGCACGAUCAUGGAAGCGGACACCGUCGGUGGGGGCAAAAUUUCAUUCGAAGACUUUUGUCGCGCCUUGGAACGAACGGAAGUUGAGCAAAAGAUGUCUAUCCGCUUCCUCAACUAG
Messenger RNA from Anopheles marshallii, 570 nucleotides. RefSeq names its product calcineurin B homologous protein 1 (gene elm). The record is from RefSeq and is a predicted model, not a curated record. The transcript is spliced from 2 exons. Gene Ontology annotation, molecular function: calcium ion binding. The coding region runs from base 1 to 570 and encodes 189 amino acids. NCBI's taxonomy places the organism in Eukaryota, Metazoa, Arthropoda, Insecta, Diptera, Culicidae.